UUAAAACGAGCAAAGCGGGCGCGUGGAGGCUGCUUCUUCACGCCAAGCAGCCCACUUCUGUCUGCUGUUUGAGUAGUUACAGAGCAGUACAGGGGCCGCGAAGAGCCGCAGGAAGAGCAUGCAGCUUCAGGGCUGCCGUGUCCUAGCAGAGGAGGAGAAGCGAGGGAGCUUUACCAGCGGAGUGGACUUGGAGGCAGAAUCAGGACUGAGCUCCUGCUGAACGACUGAAACAUCUACUUUUGUUCCUAAAGUGUCUUCAUUCGUCUGCGUUCCGUCUCCAGCUCGGGGGCUAUGGCAGUCAGCAUGAGUGGAGCAAACUUGGCGCUCGGUGUGGUUUUGUGCGCUCUGCUCGUGUCCUCCUCUCAGCCCAGCAGCAGCCAGGUGCUGCACUGCCACGAAGUGCGUUCAUCCUUCCAGUUUCUCUACCCUGGCAUGAAGUGGGCUCCAGAAACACCCGUCUCAGGGUCAGACCUGCAGGUUUGCCAGCCGAAGGGCCUCACCUGCUGCUCGCGCAAAAUGGAGGAGCGCUACCUUCUCACUGCUAAGCAGAACAUGGAGUCCGGUCUGCAGGCCAGCAGCGCCCAGCUCAAACUGCUCAUUAUCCAGAACGCAGCACUCUUUCAAGAGGCCUUUGACAUGGUAUUGCGUCUGGGCCGUAACUCCACCCUUGCAAUGCUGAGGGAGGAGUUCCCUGCCUUGGGAGGCGGGGCUAGUGGAGCUGUCACUCAACUCUUCCUGGACAUGUCCCUCUACAUCCUGGGCUCGGAUGCUAAUGUGGAUGACAUGGUGACCUCCUUCUUCUCUCGCCUCUUCCCCCUGGCCUACCGCCGUCUUCUAGGCAAUGGGGCGACACCAGGCACCUCGGAGGACUGUCUAAGGGGUGCAUGGCGCGAGGCCUCGGCAUUUGGCUCAUACCCCAAGCUGAUGAUGACACGCCUGUCUCGCUCACUGCCAGCCACUCGUGUCUUCCUGCAGGCGCUAAAUCUGGGCAUUGAGGUGGUGAAUACUACGCAGCACCUGAGAGCUGGCCGGGACUGUGGGCGGGCGCUGCUCAGGCUGUGGUACUGUCCACACUGCCAGGGGCUACUAGAGGCGCGGCCAUGCAGGCCUCUGUGCCUCAGUACCAUGGGGGCCUGCCUUGGAGGUGCAGCUGAGGUACAGCCUCACUGGAGGAGCUACGUGGAAGGGCUGGGUACCUUGGACAGCGCCAUGAGGGGAGAGCAGGAUAUGGAGGCGGUGGUGCUCAGACUACAUGUGAUCAUCAAACUGGCUCUAAAACAUGCUGUAGGGGCCAAGAGUAGAGUCAACACACAGGUGAGUGGCGUGUGUGCGCACACACCCCAACGCGUGGCACGUGCUGUGGCAUCGUCGGCAGAGCACACACUUGCCUCUCUGGCGGCCCGCAGCCCACAGUCCGGCAACCCUGACCCUGACCAGACUCUGGUGGGGCGACGCAGAGAGUUUAUCCAGAGUCUGAGGAGCUUCAGUCUUUUUUAUGGUGGGCUCGGGGAGGCUCUGUGCAACCGAGAGCCAGCAGCACUCAACAGCUCCCUCUGCUGGAAUGGGCAGGAGAUGACAGACAAGUUUCCUGGUCCAGGACUGCGGAGGGCCCACCCUCAUGGUUCAGAGACCAAACAAAAGCCCCCCGAGCCUGUCAUCAGCCAGAUCAUUGACAAACUUAAACACAUCAACCAGCUGUUACGGAUGGUGACUUCACCAGAGAAGCGAUGGAAGGCUCGUCCAGGAGGGGGAGCUGCGAGGAGAGAUCCGAACCGGCAGAACCAAGGGGCGGAGGAUGAGGAGGGUCUGGAAAGUGGCGACUGUGAUGAUGAAGAUGAGUGUACUGGAGUUUCGGGACUCGGGCCACCCCCACGCCGCAAACGUUUACGCAUCUUUGCAGACCUGGCAGAUAAUUUGGCGAUGGACGACCUCACCUUUCAUGAGUUGCUCCUGACUCCCAGACUGGCCACGGACACACACGCCGGGGCGUCUGUUCCUGGAGCAGCACAGGCCGCAAGCAUCCACUCCCAUAUCUUCUUGCUAACCGUCAUCAUCUUCCUCCUCUUUGGACUUCAUUGAACCUUCCAACUGUUUUUUUACCCACAGUUCCCCUCCAGAAUUCCUCCCCAUCUGCUCCCAACUGUCCUUCAAAAACUGAAAAACUAGUUGGACCAGUGAUUUAAAAGGACUCUGCAGCUGCUCCUUUGUACAUACAGUUUCUUGAAAGAUGAUCUAGAGUGAGGACAGAGGACCCUUUCUCUCUCAGCGCGCGCAAUCUCCAGUC
Messenger RNA from Colossoma macropomum (tambaqui), 2284 nucleotides. It is a transcript of the gene gpc3, whose product is annotated as glypican 3. NCBI's taxonomy places the organism in Eukaryota, Metazoa, Chordata, Actinopteri, Characiformes, Serrasalmidae. The transcript has 8 exons. The coding region runs from base 292 to 2079 and encodes 595 amino acids. Gene Ontology annotation, biological process: regulation of protein localization to membrane; positive regulation of canonical Wnt signaling pathway; cell migration. The record is from RefSeq and is a predicted model, not a curated record. Gene Ontology annotation, cellular component: cell surface; plasma membrane; extracellular region.